Molecule: messenger RNA, 1239 nt
Organism: Camellia sinensis
Lineage: Eukaryota; Viridiplantae; Streptophyta; Magnoliopsida; Ericales; Theaceae
Source: RefSeq, a predicted model, not a curated record
CUAGAACAUAUUUUUUCAUCAUCGUCGUGCUAGAAUGCGGACCGCAAUAAUCUUUCCGUAUUUUGGAAUUGGAAGCCUUUUUUCAAUUCCAAUUUUUACAACCAUUACUGCUUUUUUUCUUGUGCACUGAAUCCAAGUCCAAGAAAGACCAACGCGAAUUAAAUAAAAAUAAGAAUAAGAAUGGGUUCUUCAUUGACGAAGAAGGAGCUAGGCAGGAUUGUAGAUGGCUUAUCCCUAAUCAGCAAGGAGGUUGUGAAACGUUCUCGAUCUCAAAAUGGAGAUUUGCAAUCCCUAAUUACUUCCUCCUUGAAGAAAGCAAUCCUCGUCGUCACUGAUCUCUCCGGACUCACCACCGGCGAGGUCCGCGAGUUCUCCACUCCUCCUCCUCCUCCCUCACCUCCUACUAGUAGUAGUAACAAUUCUAAAGCAACAACCAGUGUUGUAUACUUCGAGGCGGCGGUUGAGGAGAACCAACCUCAAACACCAUCACCUCUUCAACCAUCGCCAUCGCCAUCGCCAUCAAAUGUUGGUGGUAAGGAAGUUCCCUUUCCCGAGAUACCACCUCCAUUGCCAUCGAAUGUUGGUUGUGAUGUCAAAGACGGUUUGCUCGCUUCCGAGGCCAAUGUUGACCUUGACAAAGAAGAGCCUGCUCCUUCUCCUCCUCCUCCUAAGAUACAAAAGAGGAGGCCGAGGGAGAGGAGAGUUCCUUCUACGCCCUUUUCUAGAGCUCUUGGAAAAACUCCUUGCCGAGGCCUAUGCACCCUGGGGAUUAGUUGGGCUUUGAUCCGGACAUCCAGUGCCAAUCAAAAAAAAAAAAAAAAAAGAGAAAGAAAAAGAUAUACAAGUAUGUCCAUUUAGUUGAUAUGUGAAAAGAUUCUCACUUUUUUUCUUUAUUUUAUUUUAUUUUUUCUAUGUUGCAAGUAUACAUAAAUAUACAUGAGACUUGGACUUGUACUUUCUGUUGAGCCUUGCACUUAGAUUCCAGGAGACUUGGUUCCCCCUUUAUUUAAUUUUGGUCUAUUACACUAAAUGGUAAUUCCCCCUUUAUUUAACCAUUUCAAAAAAAUGUAGAAUUUCUAAAAUGCCCCAAAAUUUCUUAACUUAGUAGAACACGAAUGCAUAUCCAUGAAAUUCCCAACUUGAUUACAUGAGGUACCAAGUAAGCCCUAUAUGAAUUUCCAAACUUGCUUUUAUUUUUCUUUGAAUGUCUUGCACCAACUUAAAUACAACCAAUUCAUU